Cuscuta campestris is the source of this 1274-nucleotide messenger RNA. NCBI's taxonomy places the organism in Eukaryota, Viridiplantae, Streptophyta, Magnoliopsida, Solanales, Convolvulaceae. The record is from the annotation of a GenBank genome assembly.
AUGAAAAAAAUAGUAAACAUUAAGAAGAACUUAUCUAGAAGUGUUAUGUUGAUUUGAUAAAAAAGGUUGACUAGAUACUACUCAUGCACUCUCGCUUUUGCAGAUAAGGGACUCCAACCGUGCAAUGAUCCUAGCUGCCGCGACUGAGCAGCAGUGCAGAGUUGUUGAUCUUGGUAUAGCUUGUGAUGAUGAACAAGAGAUCGAAAAAACUUUAGACAGUGCCUUCUCUUCUGGAAUCAAUAUUCUUCUAACAUCUGGAGGUGUUUCAAUGGGAGACAGGGAUUUUGUGAAGCCUUUACUUGAAAAGAAGGGGAGGUUAUACUUUCAGAAGGUACACAUGAAGCCUGGAAAACCUCUUGUAUUUGCCGAAAUUCUUCCUAGAUCAGCUGACAACACAUCCAAUACGAUUUUGGCAUUUGGUUUACCUGGAAACCCAGUGAGCUGCUUGGUCUGUUUCCAUCUUUUUGUGGUGCCUGCUAUUAGACAUCUUUCUGGAUGGACACACCCUCAUCUUCCAAGAGUACAAACUCGGCUCAAACAGUCAAUAAAGCCAGAUCCCGUACGUCCCGAAUUCCAUCGUGCUAUUAUCACAUGGCAGUCAAAUGAUGGAUCUGGCCUUCCUGGGUUUGUUGCCGAGAGCACUGGUCAGCAAGGAAGUAGUCGACUUUUAAGUAUAAAGUCAGCAAAUGCAUUAUUGGAAGUGCCUGCAUCCAGCUGUACAGUUCCUGCUGGUGCUUCUGUGGCUGCAAUCAUUAUUUCAGACACAAGUUCUCUCUCAAGUUAUAGAAGCCAGCAAUCAGCACAGUCCUACCAUUCAGAGUCAGGGUAUAGGCCACUAGAAGUGAAUGCUUGUGAUCCUCAACCUUCUGGAUUCAAAGUAGCUAUUCUCACAGUUAGUGAUACUGUUGCGGCUGGAAAAGGACCUGAUAGGAGUGGUCCACGUGCAGUUUCUGUUGUGAAUUCAUCAUCAGAGAGACUAGGAGGGGCAAGAGUAGUUGCAACAGCUGUUGUUCCAGAUGAUGUGCAGAGCAUUAGGGAUAUUUUACGGAGAUGGUGUGAUAUUGACAACAUGGAUCUUGUUCUUACCCUAGGGAGUUUACAACAACCCAGUAUAAUCCCAGCUCUUUUGGGGUAUGGGGUGAAGAUGUACACAGUCUUGCCCUGUAGAAACAGAGAGACUGUUUCCGUUAGAACCUAGAUGCAUUGCUGGGAGUUGUUUGGUCGUACACCCUGAUUUCUGGUGUUUCUCAGUUCAAGAAACUGCAGGCACACGA